Messenger RNA from Trametes versicolor FP-101664 SS1, 1022 nucleotides. RefSeq names its product carbohydrate esterase family 1 protein. The transcript has 8 exons. Bases 49 to 930 code for a protein of 293 amino acids. Gene Ontology annotation, molecular function: S-formylglutathione hydrolase activity. Gene Ontology annotation, cellular component: cytosol. Gene Ontology annotation, biological process: formaldehyde catabolic process. Lineage: Eukaryota; Fungi; Basidiomycota; Agaricomycetes; Polyporales; Polyporaceae. The record is from RefSeq and is a predicted model, not a curated record.
CACUCGACCCCUACCUCUAACACUACAUACAACUCGCAAAGCUGCAGCAUGUCUCUUGAACAAGUAUCCGCGAACAAGGCCUUUGACGGUCAACUCAUCAAAUACAAGUUCAAGUCGGACGCGCUCGGCGGGCUCGUCGCGAACUUCAACCUCUUCCUCCCCGGGAACGCGUCCGAGGGGAACAAGGUCCCGCUCCUGACGUACCUCUCCGGGCUCACCUGCACCGAGGACAACGCGGCGCAGAAGGGCCACUUCCUCGGGCCCGCCGCGAAGGAAGGCAUCGCAAUCCUCUUCCCGGACACCUCCCCGCGCGGAGCCGGCGUCGAGGGCGAGACGGACAGCUGGGACUUUGGCGUCGGCGCGGGCUUCUACCUGAACGCGACGAACCCGAAGUGGGCGAAGCACUACAACAUGCUCACGCACAUCACCGUCGAGCUCCCGCAGGUCAUCGAGGCCGCCGGGAUCCCUGUCGACUUCAAGCGGCAGUCGAUCUUCGGACACUCGAUGGGCGGACACGGCGCGCUCACGUUCUACCUGAACUCGGUGCUCGCGGGCGAGAAGCGGUACCGGUCCGUGUCCGCGUUCGCGCCGAUCUCGAACCCGGUCAACUGCGCGUGGGGCCAGAAGGCGUUUGGAGGGUACCUCCAGGGCGGCGUCGAGGAGGCGCGCGCAAAGUACGACGCGACGGAGCUCGUGGGCAAGCUCGGGAAGGAGCCCGUGCACAUCCUCGUUGACUAUGGCACCGGGGACAACUUUUACAAGCAGGGCCAGCUGUUGCCGGAGAACUUCCUCAAGGCUGCGCGCGAUGCGGGCUACGACGAGGUGCAGGUGCGCGUGCGGGCGCAGGAAGGCUAUGACCACAGCUACUUCUUCAUCUCGACUUUCGGGGAAGACCAUGUUCACUUCCACGCAAACUUCCUGAAGGCAUGAACGAGGGGCAGAUAGGGAGAAGUUUCUAUGAUGUAUCAUUCACAAAUUGUAUCGAUGUAUGCUUGCUUGGAGUUACAAUGGUGUAUCAUGCG